This is a messenger RNA of Saccostrea cuccullata (small rock oyster), 999 nucleotides long. RefSeq lists its product as uncharacterized. Lineage: Eukaryota; Metazoa; Mollusca; Bivalvia; Ostreida; Ostreidae. The transcript has 5 exons. The record is from RefSeq and is a predicted model, not a curated record. Bases 260 to 985 code for a protein of 241 amino acids.
GGUUUAAUCUGAUUCCCUGGGCAAAGACAUUGUUUGAAAAUUGAAAUUGUUUCCUUUCAACUUCAUUUAAAAACCUGUUUUUACCAUCAGGUACCAAGGCAGUAAUUGUAAGAGAAGAGAUAUUUUAUUUCACGUAAUUUUGGGCAUGAUUGGUUCGAAUUUGUAAUAGUGUCUCUAUGGAUUUUUUAAUGUGAAUAUGAGAAGGAUUUUAUAAAGUGUUAUGAAAUCGGAGUUUAUUAUUAGAGGAUUUAUGUGAAACAUGUUAGUGGCAGCGGCCCCGACUGUUGAAGCAGAUCCGUAUGGUGGUAACCAUAAACUCAGAUGGUCUAAGACAGCUCGCAGCCUCCCAGAGAGUACCCGGCGUCCACAAUUAGCUCGGGAGUGGACCUUCCAUUCCGUGGAAGCCGAGGAUUUUACCAACAAUGUGGUGCCUUACAGACUCCCCCGAAUCGACACACCCAGAGAGGCCUUCGCCAGGUUCAACGGGGAUCCAGAUGAUGUUUGGAGUCGCUAUGGUUACCAAAAUCAAAUAAGAAUCCCUGGGGAGCUGGGUCCAGUGGUGCGGAUGCUGAAUCCUCCCCAGACAUACGCCCAAGCCGAGAGGCAGAUGAACCUGGUCGUGCCCAAAUUCAAGAAUGCCGCUAUCACCCCCACCAUGCGCCCCAUUCAUUGGACCCCUCCACAGAAAGAUAUUGAUGACGUACAGGUGUACAAGAGCAUGAUCUCUGCUGUUCGUAACAAGCAUUUAGAAAUUGAGACGAAUCGUCCCGAGCCAACUCCAUCCCCCAUCUCCCGCUGCGACUCCCCCGCUAAAUCCGUCAAAAGUAUACACUGGAUGCUGGGAAGCAACAAGCACCCAACAUUUGACGUAAAGGGUAGAGGAAGAAACCAGGGGCCAUACUCCAGAGAGUUCACAGUUCAUUGCACCGCCCCAACUAACUGGAUGAGGAUGAAGUGGGGGCGGGCUAAUACAGUGUAUCAUUGAUGAUGUUUUUUCCU